Molecule: messenger RNA, 1925 nt
Organism: Lampris incognitus (smalleye Pacific opah)
Lineage: Eukaryota; Metazoa; Chordata; Actinopteri; Lampriformes; Lampridae
Exons: 8
Coding region: 91-1299 (402 amino acids)
Source: RefSeq, a predicted model, not a curated record
GGGAAACGAAAGCACCAAACGUUUAGUGUAUCAGCAACCCCUGAAGAGGCACAAGAUCCUUCCUGACUAGCUAACGUUAGCUACGCGAUUAUGGCCAAAGACAAUCACCCUGGAUUAGGAAACCUGAAAGGACGCGCCAGCAAUGCAGAGCGAUUUCCCUGCACCGCGCCAUAUAAUAAUAUGGACCAGUACAGUGAAUUGGUGGACUUCUUACCAAAGGGGUAUCAGUACCAUGUAUGCAAGUACAGGGCUGUGAGCCAAUCCUCCUGUGGUGGUGGCGACCAUAUUAGUUUUGAGGCCACUGUGCGGCUGACCCUUCAAUCCAAGGAGGAGUUCCUGUUGUGGCUGAAGUUCAUGCCAGUAACAUGGAGAGUGGCCUACACCAGACCCACUAAAGGCCAGAAGACAAUCUUCAAAACAGACUACCGGUGCCAGCAUAACACCAGGACCACACCACACCAGGACCACACUACACGUAGGUCUAAAAACACAGGUUGCCCUGCAAAACUGAAAGUCAGCCUUGUGCGAACCGUGGACUCCCGUGGGCAACCAAGCAGAAGCACUGAUCCCCAUGUACCCAACUACCCAACGAUUGUGGAUAUUAGCAACAUCCACAAUCAUAAUAUACAUGUGGCUGAUGCUGUGCGUCACCGAGAUGUGGGCAGUGUGGCUGUGGAGAAGCUCACCAAGCUGUUUGAAGCUGGACACUCUCCAUCCUCAGCACUGGAUGUGCUGAAGUAUGAUCUGCAGGUUGAGUAUGGGGAUGAUUACAUCUACACCUCAGCAGACCGCUCUAUCUGUCCUGACCUGCAGUUCUGUUAUAGACUGUAUCAACAGAUAUUCAAGGCAGCUACUGAAGACCUUGAGCGUCCUGAAGCAACAGACACAGAGGAGUUGCGGUCCCAGUGGAAAGAGUUUUCGGACACAGUGCUGAAUAAUGAAGCACUUCUAGGAGGAGCAUCAGCCAUGUUGAAGACCUUCAACAAGAUAAAAGGGAAUCCCUCCAUGCUGUUGUCAGCCCUGCACAUGUUUGGCCGCUGUGGUACCAACAGCCAGACAUCGCAGCAAGCGAGAGCUCUCCAGCGAGUCGCUAACCGUGCAGGGCCAAGUAUCGCUGCACAGCCGACCUCUGUUGCCCGCCGGAAGAUGAAGCUUGGGGAUAGACGCCGACUGACUGCGGGGAGGCCAAAGAAAAGUGUUGCAGCCAUGGACCAUCGCUACAGCUACCCAAAAGGAGUGAGGUAUGGCACUCACAGCUUCUCCCAAGCAGUAGAGGGAGGCCGCAGCAAUCCGAAGUAGCAGCACACACACACACACACACACACACACACACACACAUCAUUUUAUCAGUUUGUUCAGAUGAUCUUGUUUUUCCCCCCAAGCCAUUAGUCUUUAACUUUAUAUUACUUGUUUAGUUCGCCAGUUAAUUGGCAAUGUAUAUAAUCGAUUUAAUCCGGCAAUUGCCUACUUGUAGGAGGUCAAGUCCUAAUUAUUAGGCUACAUGACAGAACACGCUUUAGAGACAUGUUUAGAAGAAUAGACUUUGAUAUUUGCACGAUGAAAUGAUGUCUGUAGGUUAGGGUCAUCCACAGGUCACCAGCCUCUGUUAGUAAAUGUAGUGGACUAUACAGCUUGCACUACCAAAUGUAUUUUUAUUAUUAUUAAUAUUAUUAUCCAUUUCGCCACAUAUUCUUAUUUGAGUAACUGAAUGUAGUGCUUCUUGUUUAAGUACACACAAUGCUUGUUUCAACACACAAUGUGAAAUUGUGGCAAUAGAUUGUUAAUGUUAUAUUUAUUUAGAUCUGUUAUUCUCAAUUAUUUGUUUACGAUUAUUUGUUUACAAACAGACGCAAUAGGCUAUGUGAUACAGGGAGGCCCUCAGCUGUAACAAUUAUUAAUCAAAUUAAACAAAUUAUUGAGAUUAA